Molecule: messenger RNA, 1269 nt
Organism: Lodderomyces parapsilosis
Lineage: Eukaryota; Fungi; Ascomycota; Pichiomycetes; Serinales; Debaryomycetaceae
Gene: STP4
Product: Stp4p
Exons: 1
Coding region: 1-1269 (422 amino acids)
Source: RefSeq, a predicted model, not a curated record
AUGUUGACCACACUUCAGCCACUUCAUAGUUCUCCAACAGCUUACAAUUACAACUACAAUUGCAACUACAACAAUUACAACAACAAUACUGGCGCAACAACAUUGAUACACAAUAACAACAUGACGAAAUCAUCCUUGCUGCAAUAUUCACUCCUGCCACAGCCUCAACAAGUACAACAACAGGCUUACUACCAACAACAGCAACAACAACAGCAACACCUGCGUCCGACGAGCCCCUUACGCUCACCCAGUCCAACGGUUGUACCAAAUUCAAAUCAUUUACCAACCCAUUCAGCAGUUGUUUUGCCAUCGAUUCACUCGUUGAACAUCCCAACUUUCCCCCAUUGUGAAGAAGAAGUGCACGUCAAUAGAUCAUCUAACAUCAGAUCACCCCCAUUGUUGAUACCUAAAAGUGAUAUCACCAUUGAGUCUAAUCGUGCUUCAUCCACAUGUUACAGUUACUCAAGCGACACCCUGUCUGUGCCACCAGUGCCAUUAUCAAGUCAAGUCCCAUCAGCAUCUUCUUCAUGUUCUUCUUCCACAUACAACUAUACUCAUACGCCGUUAGCAUCUCCAUUUCCCCUUGCUCCACUUGCUACAAUGACCGCAUCAUCAAAGUCUCAACAACAAGAGCAGCCACCUACAGUUCUCCUUCACCUGCGUUCGCCAUCUGCUUCUGACCAUGAAGAGUAUACUACUGACCACGAUGGUUCCUCGUCCUCACCAACACAAUCGAAAAAGAAUUGGAAACCUCGUAAAAAGAGACAAUGUCCAGAAUGCAAAUUGUAUUUCUCCAAUUUGGCAACACACAAAUCAACACAUUUGAAACCAACCAAUCGUCCACAUAUUUGUGAAUACUGUCAACGUGGAUUUGCUAGGCCCAAUGACUUGUUUCGUCACACCAAAUGUCACUGGAAGGAAAUUGGAUCUGAUAAAGGUCAAUUCAAAUGUCCAUUCAAGACAAUAUCAUCAUCCACCAUUACUGAUAGUAAUGAUGGUGAUGACUUGAGAUUUUCAUCAGCAGUUGCUAGUAGCCAUGAUAGUUGUUGUCAUAGCACAGGAAUCUUUUCUCGUUGUGAUACAUUCAAGAACCACUUGAAGGCAAUUCAUUUCCAAUACCCCCAUGGAACCAAAAAGGAUCAAAGAAACAAAGUUGCUGGUAAAUGUCGCAUGUGUUUGAAAGAGUUUGAAAAUGUUGAUGAUUGGAUUCAUAAUCAUAUUGAAACUGAUUCGUGCCCAUAUGCAGUAAACAAAACAAAGAGAGAUUAG